AUGGACUUGGAUAUCGAAACCCCAGGAAGCCCGGAAGCUCCAGUCUACGUGGACCAGCAGGGUCGAUGGAAGCAUCUUUACAACGUUCUCAGCAAACGGGGUCCCUACACAGACGAAGAAUGGGUCCCUGGACCUGAGACCAUUCAGUCUCUGGAAUCAUCCAAGAUCUUGGUGAUCGGAGCUGGAGGACUGGGGUGUGAAAUUUUGAAGAACCUAGCUUUGUCUGGAUUCAAAGACAUCCAUGUAAUCGACAUGGACACAAUUGAUAUUUCAAAUCUGAACCGACAGUUCCUUUUCCGUCAGGCUGAUAUUGGAAAACCCAAGGCCGAAGUUGCUGCCGCUUUCGUGCAAAAGAGAGUGAAGGGUGUCACCAUCACACCUUAUGUUGGCAAGAUCCAGGAUAAGGAUGAAGAUUACUACAUGCAAUUUAAGAUCAUCAUCUGCGGCUUGGACAGCAUCGAAGCCAGACGAUGGAUUAAUGCCACCUUGAUCUCAAUGGUGGACAUGGAAGACCCUGACAGUCUAAAGCCAUUGGUCGACGGCGGGACUGAAGGGUUCAAGGGACAAGCGCGUGUGAUUUUGCCAACACUCUCAUCAUGCAUCGAGUGCCAGCUUGAUAUGCACGCUCCCCGUCCCGCAGUUCCCCUCUGCACCAUUGCCACUAUCCCUCGCCAGCCUCAGCAUUGCAUUGAAUGGGCACACCAGAUUGCAUGGCAAGAGAAGCGCAAAGAUGAUACUUUCGAUAGCGAUGACAUGGAGCACAUCUCAUGGAUAUACAACGCCGCUUAUGAACGAGCACAGCAGUUCCAUAUUCACGGAGUCACUUUCCAAAUGACACAAGGCGUUGUGAAGAACAUUAUUCCCGCCAUCGCAUCAACAAAUGCUGUCAUUGCAGCUUCCACGACCUCCGAAGUCCUGAAGAUCGCCAGUUCCAGCAACCCCUACCUCGACAACUACAUGAUGUAUGCCGGCGAGGAAGGAGUAUACACCUACACCUUCGAGGCCGAAAAGAAACCUGACUGCCCCGUGUGUGGUAACCUUGCCCGCAAGAUGAACGUGGAUCCCAAUAUGACAUUGGGUGAAUUUAUCGAGAGUUUGGGCGAGCGGGCUGAGUCCCAAUUGAAGAAGCCCAGCAUGCGUACCGAGGAAAAGACUCUCUACCAACGGUUCCCGCCUCAGCUGGAGGAAAUGACGAGACCGCACUUAAAGUUGAAGCUGUCAGAACUGAUCGAGGAUGGCCAGGAGAUCGCUGUCAGUGAUCCGGCUUAUACCAUCGAUUUCCGCUUCCGUCUCAAUUUCAACUAA
Molecule: messenger RNA, 1305 nt
Organism: Penicillium brevicompactum
Lineage: Eukaryota; Fungi; Ascomycota; Eurotiomycetes; Eurotiales; Aspergillaceae
Product: NEDD8-activating protein UBA3
Exons: 6
Coding region: 1-1305 (434 amino acids)
Biological process (GO): protein neddylation
Cellular component (GO): nucleus; cytoplasm
Molecular function (GO): NEDD8 activating enzyme activity
Source: RefSeq, a predicted model, not a curated record